Messenger RNA from Esox lucius (northern pike), 2464 nucleotides. RefSeq names its product rho-related BTB domain-containing protein 1-like. NCBI's taxonomy places the organism in Eukaryota, Metazoa, Chordata, Actinopteri, Esociformes, Esocidae. Gene Ontology annotation, cellular component: T-tubule. Gene Ontology annotation, biological process: protein localization to T-tubule; regulation of cardiac muscle contraction. The record is from RefSeq and is a predicted model, not a curated record. Gene Ontology annotation, molecular function: protein binding. The transcript has 8 exons. The coding region runs from base 295 to 1233 and encodes 312 amino acids.
GAGGCAGAGAUCCUCCGCUCAGCGAUGUGCAGGCUCGGUCUACAGAGACAGCUGGUUGAAGGCUAGGGGCCAGGGCGCCAGUGAUUUUGGUCAGGAGCCGUGAGGCUAGGUUGUGUCAGACUAGGACCAGCUUUAGCACGCUAGCUAUUUCCUCUGCCAUGUCAGAGGAAUAACUUGGCACCGAACUCUGCUUGUUUUGCCGUGUUUCUUGGCACUGACACGAUGGCUCUCUGUCUGGCCCAAUCUCUAUGCUGCUAAUUGUCAACCUGGGUUUUUCUCUCGACUUCUGGAAAAAUGGCAGUGGAGGAGGGAGCAGAGUUCCUAGAGCCAUCUGACAGCAAGGCCAGUUACCUGAGAGCAGCCCGUGCCGGCAAUCUGGAGAAGGCUCUGGACUACCUAAAAACCGGGGUCGAAAUCAACAUCUGCAACCAGAAUGGCUUCACUCCUCUCUACAUGGCAGCACAGGAGAAUCAUCUGGAGGUGGUCAGAUACCUGCUGGACAAUGGCUCCACACAGAGCAUCGCCACUGAGGAUGGCUUCACCCCCCUGGCAGUGGCCCUGCAGCAGGGCCACGACCAGGUGGUGUCUCUGCUGUUGGAGAACGACACCAAGGGCAAGGUCCGCCUCCCAGCACUACACAUCGCAGCCCGGAAAGACGACACCAAAGCUGCUGCUCUCCUGCUACAGAACGACUACAAUGCAGAUGUGGAGUCCAAGGUCUCGUUCCCAGGCACAAGCAGGGUGUGUAUGCAGGCAGUGGUGGAGUAUCUAUACACCAAUCAGUUGUGUCCCAUGGCAGAGCUGGACCCGAUGGAGCUGGCAGCCCUGGCCAACCGGCUGUGUCUCCCUCGACUCACAGCCCUCACAGAGCAAUACGCUGUGAGCGAGCUGAUUAGAGCUUCCAAAGAAGGACAGGAUAUAGAUGGAGAGGUGCUCACCUAUCUGGAGCUGGCUCAGUUCCACAAUGCUAACCAGUUAGCAGCUUGGUGCUUACAUCACAUAUGCACUCAUUACAACACUGUCUGUUCCAACUACCGCAAAGAGAUCAAGUCCAAAUCUGUAGAGAACCAUGAGUAUUUCGAGAAGCACCGCUGGCCGCCGGUUUGGUACCUGAAGGAGGAGGACCACUACCAGCGCGUGAGGAAGGAGAGGGAGAAGGAGGACGUGGUUCUCAACAAACACCACAGCAGACGACGCUGGUGCUUCUGGAGCACCUCGCCCGCUGUGGCCUGAGGCGAGGGUCCGAGUGGCUGUACGCGUCGCCGUGCCCUUCCCCGAACCCUCCCCGGGGAUUUGCCUCUGUCUCCCGCCUUGUGCCCCACCCCCCAUCCCCCCGCCCACCCCACAGAGGCCUCCCCACAUGCUGCGUCGACGUUUCACAAGGUUAUUUAUAUUCUAUGCCACGGCUCAGAGGAUCCAUUUGAUGUUGCACCGUAAUGUCCUCCUUUUGUUUGGGUCCACAUGAUCAACCUUCACGUGGUUUGAAGCACAACACCAGUGUCAGAACAUUCAGGGCCAUGAGAUUAGGCUGGUUACUUUAACUGCUGUUUUCUGUAGUGGCUGUCUGGAGGUCAAUUAGUUGUUGUUUGUGAGGUUUAUUAUUCUGUUUGUAUGUCCUCCUCACAGCCGAGGAUUAUAGUUCAGAGUUUAGGAGCUUCAGCUAACAGGCUUAGAGCCUAUGGGGAGUCAAGUUUCUUGGAUUCAGUCCAGAUUCUGCCCUCUUUCUCUGUUUUAAAUAAGUCAUCACAGUGCUUAACUUAAUGCUAAACUAACACGAUCAGCUAUACUGCUAUCAUAUAAGAUUGUAGACCGUGAAGACAAGCGCUGUUGAACCUGUCAACGUAGUGUGUGCUGUUAGUCAUGUAACAUUGUGCAUGUACAGUUUACUGUGAUUGUUGAUGUGUUCUGCAGUCACUACAACACCAUCCCAUGAUCUAGGUUUGAAUUUGUAACGAUGCAAUAAUAAUUCUUAAUCUGCUGAAACAUAGAUGGGCCUUCAUGGAAUUAUAAGCAAAAUACCCUAUGAGCAAAGGAUGUUGAAAAGACACGGUUAACAUCUAGUGCUCACUGGUAUACCAAUCUAGUUCCAGGGAUAAACAGAGCUUGUCUGUGUUAACUAACUAACUCUUAUUAAUUUUCUAUUAACGGUUUUCCGUUAUUGUAGCACAGUAUUGAUCACUGUGUACUGGUUCUAACAGGUCUCUAAUUCUAACUUGAAGGGCUUCAGCACUAUGGAGUAGUUCAGGGUUUCCUAGACAUGGACCUAAUAACAACAACCACCACAUCUUAUUAUACUGUCAUAUAUUACUAUAACAACCGUUGUCGUGGUAGCGGUUAAAUACAUACUAUAGAUUGUAACUUUGUUCAGUGCUCACAAGAUUGUCACGAAACCUGGAACGAUGUGCUACAGCGUUCCACUGUGAAUAUGACACUGGUGACGGUAAUAAAAAUUACUUGGUUUUCA